Molecule: messenger RNA, 4077 nt
Organism: Thecamonas trahens ATCC 50062
Lineage: Eukaryota; Apusomonadida; Apusomonadidae
Exons: 4
Coding region: 1-4077 (1358 amino acids)
Biological process (GO): extracellular matrix organization
Source: RefSeq, a predicted model, not a curated record
AUGCCUCGGGUCAUGCAACUAUCUCAUUCCUCUCGCUCGCACAGCUUGCAGGUGUGCAUCGUGCUGGCUGUGAGUCUCGCCGCUGUCGUUCUCGCUGGCGCGCCAUCGAGUCCACGGCCGGCCUUCAACUAUGGCGACCCAGAUCCAGACUCGCAGAGGCUGGUCUCUACCCGCAACUUAGAGUCGGCGCGCAUCCACCAGGCUGUUCAGCACGAUAGCUCGGGGUACGGCGUUCUUCGGCUGCCAGGCGAUCCGAUUAUCGAGCGCUUUGGCGCUGAGAUCGGUGCCGGCGAGGGCAUUGUGGCCAGUUUUCACUUGCCCAAGGAAGUUGAUCCUGCCUCGUCUGAGGGCUUGACUGCGCCUUUUUCGGCGCAUUUUACCGAGCUCUCGGGCGUGCUGAUCGAGAGAGUAUAUCCCUUUGAUGCAGCCGAGGUCUGCAUCAACGUCUCGCUCACCAUUACCAGCCCAUCGCGAAAGAACAAGGCGUUUACGUCUGGCAGCACCUGGCCUGACUCGAGCUCGGUCUAUGCCGUCAUGCGCGAGUCUGCGGUGAUCACCGUACCAGGCUCGAGCUCACCCACACUCCUUGGCGGUGACAGCUGGCGCGCUCUGAUGGACGCCGCCUGGGCCGAGGGCAACGCGCCUGGCUCACCCAUCGACGGGCGUUACCUCAUGCUUGUUUUCCGUGGCUGCAAUGUGGGCUACGGUCGCGCCCACCCGUGGCAUUUUGACGACGAUGAUGAUGACCAGUUGGCAUCCGACGCCAUGACGACGCCUGAGCAUGCCACCAUUGGGCUCAGCUCGCCAAUGACGCUCGUCCUCGACCUGGAUCGCGGAUGCCCCAAGUACACGCCUGUGACCGGCGUGACUAUUGUUGGCAGCAAGUCCGCGUCGUACAACAAGACUGUCGAGCUCGAAUGCACCGCACCUAACAGCGCCAUUGUCGGGGCCGAGCCUGGCGCGGUUGCGCUUUCGGUCUCGCUCUCUAUCUCGGGCUGCGUCGUUCUCGUCCUCGCUGUUACCGUCUGCGUGGUUCUGGCGCGGAAGAUGCUUAAGCGCCGGCGCCCGGGCUUGCGGCGGAUAGCGUCGUCCAAACACACGCUUCACUCGCCGCGACGGGCCCAGACCGAGUUGACGACGCUACCGCCAGCAGCCAGCGGACCAGUUGUGGUACUUUUGGUCAUUGUCGACGACGCCGACAUCCUCUGGGCCGACGCCCCUGGGCCGAUGGAUGCGGCAUGGCGGCUGUUCAUGGCAGCAGCCUCGCGCAUUGUACAAGUCCAUCGCGGCUACGGCGUCGAAUGGCGGGCACACACGUUUGCCGGCGCGUUUCCGCGCGAUGCCGCGCUGGACGCGGUCGUCGCCGCCGUCGCACUGCAGAACGAGCUCAUCUCGCUACCGUGGCCCGAGGCGCUGUUGGGCCACACUGCGGCGGCGGCGGUUCCGGUGGAGAUGACUCGCGGCGACCCGCGGUUGACGCAUGACGCUGUCGGCUAUGUCUGGCGUGGCCUCCGGAUUCGGGUUGCAGUCGACACCAACGUGCUACCUGACCGUCUGGACGUCGAGCGGCUGCUCGUCCCGUCGAUUGACGAGGUGCUCGAGGUUGCCGAGGCGACGGCCGAGGCCAUCCGACCAGGCCAGGUCGUGGCGUCGGCGGAGGUGGUCUCGCUCCUCCCGUCGCCGGUGCCGUCGCCGUUGUAUCUCGACUGCAUCUCAUCGCUCUUGCCCAUCACCCGGGCUUCAUCCAUGGGCUCGCACGGCUCGCUCAACUCGUCGCUCUCACCGCCAGCCGAGCUGUACUCGGUGGCGGCCCACGGCUCGGUCCUCGCCCUCCGCGACUUUGGCCUCGGCCGGCCCAACUCUCGUUUUAGCCGACCCGCCUUUGGCGCUUUCUCGUCCGUCGGCGCCACCAUCACCAACACGCCACCACCACGCGCCCCAACUGAUCCCGAGGUCUCGGCGUCGGAGCUGUCGUCGCCCCAGCGCAGUGAGGUGCAGAUGGUGAGCGUGAGUCCGUCGCCAGACGAGAUCGCCAUCCGGAGCGGGCAAUCAGCGAGCAGGCAGAACUUGCCGAGCGCUGAGUGCGAUCCGCCGGCCUUUCUCGAUGCAUGCGGCAUUUGCUCUGGACCUGGGACAGGCCAUGUGGCGAAUGCUGAUGUGGAUGGAUGCGGGGUGUGUUUUGGGAAGAACAACGAUCUCGACGAGUGUGGUGUUUGCUUUGGCGAGAAUCGCGACAAAGAUGUGUGCGGCGUGUGCUUUGGCGGCGGAGAGCAGUGCACCGGAUGUGACGGUGUGGCUGGCUCAGGCACGCGGUCGGAUGUGUGCGGAGUGUGUGGCGGUGAUGCAAGUUCGUGUCUCGGAUGUGACGGAAUUCCAAUCCCGCUUGGCGGCGCCCACUACGAUGGCUGCGGCGUGUGCGGCGGGAGCUCGGGGAUUGGCGAGUGCGCGACAGGGUGCAGCCCGGACGGGAGCGGUGUGUACGAUUGUGCCGGCGAGUGCGGCGGAUCUGCAUACAUGGAUGGAUGCGGCGCGUGCGUGGGCGGAAGUACUGGUCGGACCGAAUCGUUUGCCCGCGACGACUGCGAAAUGUGCUGGGGCGGGAACGCGGCCAAGGACACGUGUGGGGUCUGCUUUGGCACCAACGCAGCACUGGACUCGUGCGGGGUGUGCCACGGAGGCGAUAGAGCCCGCGAUGGCUGUGGGCGCUGCUGGGGUGGCAACAAGACGAUGGAUGUGUGUGGCGUGUGCGGCGGCAACUCGACGAGCUGUGCAGGCUGCGACUGGGUGGUCGGCUCGUCGGCGAGGGUCGACUCGUGUGGCGUGUGUGGCGGAACGAGUUCAUGCAUCAAGUCGGGCUCAUCAUCGUCGUCGCUCGGAACCACCAUUGCGGUGACGGUCUCUCUCGCGCUCUGCUUCCUCUGCUCUGCAAUCGGCCUCAUUGCUGCGCUGUUCUUCUUCACCACUCGCGGCUCUCAUGCUGUGUCGCCCAUCGACUCGGAACAGGCAGAGACCGGCAGCGACGGUGAGGCGAUCUCACCGCCCGACGGUGUGGUUAUAGUCUUUACAACCAUGGUCAAGGGCGCAGAGCUGCUACGGGCCGAGAUUCCGGCAGCACUCAACACGAGCUGUCAGAUCUACCGCAAGGUUGUCCGGGCUGUUGUCAAGGAGUACCGCGGGUACGUUGUGACGACAUCAGGUGGGAUGAUUACGGCUGUGUUUCCCGCUGACCAGGCGGUGGCUGCGGCAACUGCGGCCAUGACGAUCCACGAUCGACUGGUCGAGGCCGAGUGGCCCAAGGAGAUUUUGACGCAUCGGCGUUGUCGGUCGAAGAUCGGGCGGCCGAUCUGGAACGCACCAUUUGGGCGGCUGAUGUACAUCUGGCGCGGGCUUCGAGUGUGCGUUGCUCUCCAUGCCUGCCUCCUCGAGCGUGAGACGUUUCCAGAUGGCUCAGUCAUGUACUCGGGCUCUGGACUUGGGUUGGCCUCGACGCUUGCACACAUGUGCGAUGCAGGCUCGGUGGGUGUUUCGAUCUCUACGCUGGAGAUGUUUCCCUCGCCCAUGCCGUCCCACAUGGCGAUUUCGCCGAUGGCUGGGUCAGUGCGUAGUCAGCGGAGAGCGCACGGCGCACAAAUGCCGGAUGCGUACUCGCUGGUCGCGUUUGGCCACGUGGUCUCGGAGCGGCGGUUUGGCGAGAGAGAUGCGAGUGCCUCUGCAUUGAUGAGCAUCUCGUCCAAGGAGGACGAGCAGUCGACACAGUUUCUUGGUGGCAUCACGCGGUCGUCAGUGCGUGACUCGUUUGUGUCGAAUGCCAACAGCCGAUCGGGACACACAAUCGAGUUGACUCCGGCCGAAAUCUCGCUUGUCUCGGGCUCGACAGGCCCAGCGCGGGGACACCGUAGAUCAUCAACGCGGGCCGAGCCAGACGUGAUCAACUUUGCGUCGGUUCACUCGCCGCUCGAGUCGCCAGGCGUUCAGCGGGCGAUUGCUGCAGUGGCGGCUGCAACCGAGGCUGCCGAGUCUAGCGGACGGCGGCGAAGCUUAUCGCUGCGACCCGACGGUGAGUUUGAUUUGUGGUAG